Messenger RNA from Amorphotheca resinae ATCC 22711, 504 nucleotides. RefSeq lists its product as hypothetical. The coding region runs from base 1 to 504 and encodes 167 amino acids. Gene Ontology annotation, molecular function: acyltransferase activity, transferring groups other than amino-acyl groups. The record is from RefSeq and is a predicted model, not a curated record. Lineage: Eukaryota; Fungi; Ascomycota; Leotiomycetes; Helotiales; Amorphothecaceae. The transcript has a single exon.
AUGAGCAAUCUCACAGGAUUUUACCUCAAACCUGCAACGACCCCUUCCGACUUCACGGCCACCAGAGAACUCUUCACGUCCUACGCCGAGUCGCUAGGGAUCUCCCUCUCCUUCCAGAACUUCGCCCAGGAACUGGAAUCCCUUCCUGGUCUCUAUUCUCGCCCAACCGGCGCCAUCCUUCUCGCAUUCAACACAGAGAAUGUCGCAGUCGGGUGUGUGGCCUUGCGCCCUCUGCCCUCCGCUUCUGCCAAGGAGAAAAUCUGCGAGAUGAAGAGACUCUACUGCAUACCGCAAGCACGUGGGUUGGGUGUUGGAAGGACUCUUGUCGAUGCCGUCUUGAAAGAGGCAGAGGAAUUGGCGUAUGAGGAAAUGAGGUUGGAUACGUUGCCUCAUAUGAUCGGCGCCAGGAAACUGUACGAGGAUUUUGGGUUCAAGGUCAUUGAGCCUUACUAUGAGACCCCUUUGACGGAAACGAUAUUUCUCGCGAAGAAGCUGACGGCUUGA